Molecule: messenger RNA, 1149 nt
Organism: Colletotrichum karsti
Lineage: Eukaryota; Fungi; Ascomycota; Sordariomycetes; Glomerellales; Glomerellaceae
Exons: 1
Coding region: 1-1149 (382 amino acids)
Molecular function (GO): protein binding
Source: RefSeq, a predicted model, not a curated record
AUGGGGAAGAUAGCAACAUCACCGCCAACCGGGGCACACAAACAGAGAAGACAGCAGAAGAGUUACCUCACCAGGAACAUCUUCGACAUCUUGGGUCUAGAGAAUGACGACAGCCAGAUAUGCAAGUUCCAAAUGCUACCGCUGGACAUUCACUGCACCAUAGCUUCCUACCUGGACUAUGCGGAUGCAUUCAACGUUUCUUUGGCGAACAAAUACUUCCGCGAGAACUUGAAUCCCACGAUCGUCCUUCCCAGAUGGCGUUGGGUGCCUUUCUUUGCCAGUGCGGAUCUGAAUCGCCACUGGUAUAACUACAAAAGAGAGCGAAAAGAAACGAAACGAUGGGCUUGCUUUGGAUGUUGCCGAUUCCUCCCCAAAGAAUCGUUCGGGGACAGGAUGCGGAAGAACAAAUGGGGCAAGAGAGGGCAGCAGCAGAGUCGGCUGGGCCACAGACGAUGCUGGGACUGCGCAAUCGCGGAGAGGCUCUACGAACAUCUGCAGCCCGUGCUCAAAGAUGGAGAGAAGUUCUAUCUGUGCCAUACGUGUGGUCGAAUGCAGCCCGAGUGGCAGAAGUGCGAGGAGUCGGCUUGCUACGAAGAAACCGCCGCCGCCCCGUCAUCGCACCUCGCGGAACUCCCUUCGGAAAUGCUCGAGAAUAUCGUUUCCGGUAUCGGACUGCUCGACGCGAUACACCUUCGGCAGGUCAACCGACAUCUGCGGGACACGGUCCGGACGAGAUGGGUCCCUCUUCACGAGCGCUUCGGGUUCGUGAAGCAGUGGGAGCCCGAGAUACAAUGGGCCUUCGGCCUGCCUCACCCCAGAAUCCGAGACAUACCGAAGUUUCCCUGCUACUCGUGCUUCGAGGUGAAGCCCUUCAAGAAGUUCCCGAUUCGGCAGCAUCGGUACCUCGCCACUUACCCAGAUACCUUCUGGAAGCGGCGAUGUGGCGCUUGCGUGAACGUCUUAUACAACAGUUCGACGAAGGGAUGGUGCGAGGAGGGCCUAGAAAAUUUUAAGAGCCAAACUUUAUGCGAUGACUGCGGCUAUCUGAGGCGCAAAGAAGAGACGUGCCACAACUGCUUGAGAAACUGCGCUGGGAUUUCCGACCAUGCCGUAUUUAACUCAGGCGCUGAUACUGAGACGGCUGAAUAA